CCUCUAGCCCCGCCCCUGUCCCUGAAGGGUUGGGUUUCUGACCAGUCAGUAGGCGCGGCGCGGACUUCGGUUUACCGAGCUUGUGUUUGCCGCCUUGGUUCCCGCGACCCCAACGUCCUAGAGGCGGGGCGGAGGCGGCAGCGGCGCUCCUUGGAGCAGACCUCUGUUCGGGCCCAACAAACAGACCCCGCUGGGCGGCGGUGGCGGUAUGUGAAAGAGGUUUGCAGUCGAUAACGUGCCAUUUAAAGGUGUUUUUACUAUGAAAAUUUGUGGACUGAAGCCCUGCAUGUUCGUUCCUGUGUUUCUCACAUCUAAUUCAGAUGGCUUCUUGGCGGUGUUUAGGAGAUGGUUUUCCAGAGGAAGUGACAUUCGAUUUGGAUUGUGAAGGAUGAGGGGGAUUUACCAAGACGUUUAAAGUUAAAGGGACAGCCUGUGCAAAAGACACCCAAACUCGGGGGAUUGUAAGUAGUUCAAUUUGUUUGGAAUGUAGGAUGAGUGGAUGAGGGAUAAGGUUGGAAUAAUAGAGUGGGGCCAGAUCGUGGAGGUGUUUUGUUCUGUAUUUAAACAAGAGCCAUCAGCUUUUAAAGCAGGGGCAGUAAUUUAGUCAGAUAUGCAUAAAUACCCUUCUAGGAGCACUGUGGGGACUUUUCAGUAAAUCUGGUGAGAGUUGAUGUAGUCAGGAACUACCGUGGUAGAGAUGGAAAGACAGAAUUUAUAUGGGAAAGAGGGAGGAAGAAGAGGUAAGGAUGACUUCAGGGUUUCCAUUUUGAUAAACCGUGGUGCAUGCCAUUAUCCGAGGGGAAUAUAUUUUGCUAGGUAUAAGUGUUGUGUGGUUUCAGUUUCACUAGCUUUCACUGCUUACGUGAUACUGUAAAAAUAAACUCAUGUAUUGUUUUAAUAUGAGAAAUAGGUCAACAUUAUUUUUUCAUCCUAAUACAUAAAGGAAGAAGAGACAAGUUUAAGAUUCUUGUUCAUUGAAAAAAGAUGGCACUUUAUAUAUUUCCUACAGUUAGUUAUCAGUCUGAAUACUGUUAUCCGUAACAACCAAGUGGUGUAGAAGGGCUUUCAAGUUUAAAGGCUUCAUUCUAUAGAAGACACAUGAAGUCCAGAUGUCUCCAAGAGAGACUUUUUAUCAACCUUACAAGAGCACUUUGAAUAAGAUUUUAUUAUAGUAAAUAAUUUCAGCCUCUGGCUUUGUCUGAAAAAUCUCUUCUGCACCUGCAUUUAUAACUCUCCUCUCUUAUCUUGCUUCAGAUGAUUCCUUCUUGCUAAAAUUGAAGUGAAAUGUACAGAGCCUAAAGAACUCUAAGACCUAAUAAAAGAGUAUAGGAAAUACUGAACUGUAAAGAAAGGACUAGCCCUGUAUUUUGCUUUGAUAAUAUUUAAAUGAAGAUACCCAGCGGGCAAUUAGAAAUACGGUUUUGAAACUUAGAAGAGAGAUGGAAGCUGAAAGUUUGCUAUGUACAGGUGGGUGUGGAAGCAAUGGCAGUGGAAAAGAAGUACCCAGAGAGGACAUGUGCAGCCAAACAAAGACCACUGAUUUUUCACGGGAACAAGAUACUGAGCAUUUGAUAUUGAAUACAUCAUUCACCAACUAUCAUGGAGCCUAGAUAUCCUCUUACAGGGCCCCAGAUGAAUACCAGGUUUCCUACAAGCAGAAUGGUACCUUUCUACUUUCCUCCAUCAAAAUGUGCACUUUGGAACCCGAUGCCAAUAGGAGAUUUCAUCUAUUUACACCUCAAUUACUACAGAAAUCCAAAGCUUGUGGUAACUGAAAAGACCAUCCGACUUGCUUAUCGUCAUGCUAAGCAGAAUAAAAAAAACCUGCCAUGCUUUUUACUUGGUUCUCUCAUAGUAGAUGAAGAUGAAGAAAGUGUGACAUUGACAGUAGAUCGUUUUGAUCCUGGUCGAGAAGUACCUGAAUGUUUAGAAAGAACCCCUACUGCUGCUCUUCCUGGGGACUUUGUGAUUCCUUGCAAAAUUUAUACUCAUGGACUUUGUUCAAAAGAAGUAAUAGUUCAUGAUGCAGAUGACUUCAGUUCAGCUUUUAAGGCUCUGCAGCACCAUGUAUGUAGCAAAGAUUCCUUGGAUUGUGGUAAACUACUUUCCCUAAGAGCUCAUAUCACUUCUAGGGAAAGUUUGGACAAUGUGGAUUUGGACUUGCAUUGGGCAGCAGUAACUCUAGCGCAUACUUUUAAAUGCACACCUGUGAAGCCCAUCCCCAUUAUUCCAACAGCCCUGGCAAGAAACUUGAGCAGUAAUCUGAAUAUUUCUCAAGUUCAAGGUACCUAUAAAUAUGGAUAUCUUACCAUGGAUGAAACACGCAAAUUAUUACUUUUGCUGGAAUCAGAUCCCAAGAUUUGCUCUCUACCAUUAGUGGGAAUUUGGCUGUCUGGAAUUAUACAUAUUUAUAGUCCUCAGGUGUGGGCUUGCUGCUUACGAUACAUGUUCAGUUCUUCUAUUCAAGAAAGGGUUUUUUCAGAAUCUGGAAAUUUCAUUAUAGUUCUCUAUUCUGUGACACAUAAGGAUCCUGAGUUUUAUGAAUGCCUCCCCUGUGAUGGCAGGUCAUCUGACCUUCAGUUCCAGCUACUAACCAGCAAGGAAACAUUACAUCUUUUCAAAAAUGUUGAACCUUCUGAUAAAAAGUCAAUCCAUUUUGAACUGACUGCUGAAAGCCAAAAUGCAGAAACAGAGUUUUUCAACAAAGUUUCCAAGAAUCUUUCAAUUAAAAGGUCUUCCCAAAAGUUAUCUCCAGGAAAAAUGCCAAUAAAUGAUCAUGACUCUGGUGUUGAACAUGAAGAUUUUUCUCCAAGACCAAUUCCUAGUCCUCAUCCUGUGAGUCAGAAGGUUUCUAAGAUCCAACCAUCAGUUCCUGAACUUUCGCUUGUGUUGGAUGGCAAUUUCUUAGAAUCAAAUCCUCUCCCUAAGCCAUUGGAAAUGGUGAAUAAUGAAAACCCUUCUUUGUUGAUUAACCACUCUGAACACUUGGAUCCAUUGCAACCCCAGCUUUACGAUGACGAACACAGCCUAGAAGCUAAAGCUGGAGAGCCUUCCUUGAGAGGGUUACCAAAUAAGUUAACCCAGAGCACUGUUCCUUUAAGACAUGGCAAAGUAAGACAAUCAUCUACCUGUAAAAAAGGGAACCCCCAUAACAGGAACAGUGGUAAACCAUCUUCUCUUAAUGGGCCAUCUCCUGGUACAAAUUUACACAAAGAAGAGUAUCUUAUAGGAUCCUCCACAUGUAAUUCCAAGCAGUCUUCUCUUGCCUCACAGUCCCACCCACACAAUUUUGUUUUUUCAUCCUGUAAUUCAGGAAGACCAAUGGAACUUCAGAUACCUACUCCACCACCACCAUCUUACUAUUCUACAAAUGUCUGCAGUUGUUGUCAGCAUCAUGGCCAUAUUCAGUAUAGUCCAGUAAAUUCUUGGCAAGGAAUGAAUACAGUAGGGUCCAUUCAAGACCUCCAGUCUGAAGCCCUUCACAAACAUUCGUUAUUUCACCCAGGUGGAUGUCCAGUUCUGUACUCUAAUGCAUUCUGUGCUUCAAGUAGUCCUAUAGCCUCGAGACCCCAGGGAAGCACGGGUGGUUGCCCUCCCCACAGCACUGUAGAACCAUCGCCUGUGGCAAGACUGCCUUCACACGUGGACGCAUGUAACUCACGGCCCUGUGCAGUGUGCACACACGCACCCAAGACCGGGCCAGAUAACGGAAUGAUGGGACUGUCUCCGGAUGCAUAUAGGUUCCUCACAGAACAGGACAGACAGCUGAGACUGCUUCAGGCACAGAUUCAGCGUUUAUUGGAGGCACAGUCUCUGCAGCCCUGUUCCCCUAAGACAACCUCUGUUGAAAACACGGCACAAGCAGCAAGACAGAUGGAGCUGGUUUCCAUGGAAGCACAGUCUUCUCCUGGCUUGCACAUGAGAAAAAGUGUGAGCAUUGCUGUGAGCACAGGUGCCAGCUUGUUUUGGAAUGCAGCAGGCGAUGGUCAAGAGCCUGAAUCUCAGCUGAGGCAAGAUGAUACAAAGAUUUCCAGUGAGGACAUGAAUUUUUCUGUUGAUAUUAAUAAUGGAGUCACAAGUCCUCCAGGUAGUUCAUCUUCAUUAAAAGCAGUUGAUAUUCCCAGCUUUGAAGAGAGCAACAUUGCUGCGGAAGAAGAAUUUAAUCAGCCACAUUCUGUAUCCAAAACUCGACCUAGUGUAUGGUUCCCCAUGUUACCUACUUCAUAUGAGUUCUGUGAUAGGAAGAGCAAUUUAAGCUCUUCUCCAGGUGUGAGAAAAGAACCUGAUGUGCCCGUGUUCCUUGCAAAUUCUGUGCCAGCAGAGAGUAUAAGCAUGUGCUUACAGAGUGGACCAACAGAGGGUGCUAGUAACAACCCUGUAACAUCAGGUGAACCCAAAACUGAGCAAGCGAUACAACCCUUGCCUCCUCAACCAUCAGACAGGCAGAAAAUAUACCAGGAUUUAUUGAGUCAAGUGAACCACCUACUGAAUAGCUCCUCCAAAGAAACUGAGCAGCCGUCCACCAAAGCAGUAAUUAUCAGCCAUGAAUGUACCAGAACACAAAAUGUUUACCAUACAAAGAAAAAAAAACGUGAUUCAGGGCCAGCAGACAAAGAUUGUGUUCUUAAUGCAACCCUUAAACAACUAAGAAACCUUGGAGUAAAAAUUGAUUCUCCCACUAAAGUGAAUAAAAAUGCACAUAAAGUGGAUCAUGCCAGUGUGUUGGCAUGCAUCAGCCCUGAAGCAGUGAUUUCUGGAUUAAACUACAUGUCAUUUGCUAAUGUUGGUAUGAGUGGCUUAAGCCCCAACGGCGUGGAUUUGAGCAUGGAGGCGAAUGCUAUAGCUCUGAAAUAUUUAAAUGAAAAUCAGCUGUCACAACUAUCCCUCAGUCGAUCAAACCAAAAUAACUGUGACUCAUCUUUUAGUCUUCUACAUAUUAAUACAGACAGAAGCACAGUGGGGCUUAGUUUAAUUUCACCAAACAACAUGUCAUUUGCAACCAAAAAAUAUAUGAAGAGAUAUGGACUCAUUCAAAGCAGUGACAACAGUGAAGAUGAAGAGGAGCCUCCAAACCAUACAGAGGGCAAGAGUGAACAUUUACUGAAUCAAAACCUUACAUCCACACCUGAGCAACUAGACUGUCAGACAGAGCCGUCUAGGAACACCUGUGAAAUAAUUAAUUGUCACAACUGUGAACCUGUGAGCACCCACACAGAUAUGCCAGUACUGAGAAAUAUUACAAAUGAAGUUGUGCGGCCAAAAGCAAUGCAGCAAUUGAAUGAAAACCCAGCUUUCUUAUUAAAAAACUUUAAACCAAGUCCUGCAGUGAACCUCCGAACUGGAAAAGCAGAGUUUACCCAACAUCCUGAGAAAGAAAAUGAAAGGGACUCUCCAAUUCUUCCUGAAAGUUUCAAACCUGAAACUUUAAAGCAGAUGAACAGUAUGAAUUCAGUAGGCACCUUCUUAGAUGUAAAGCGGCUCAGACAGUUGCCAAAACUAUUUUGAACCUUAAACUCACCACCCUCCUGAUGUGAGGAUGGGGUGUCUCCCAAAGAGACUUAGGGAAGCCAGAGCCGCUUGGUGGUUUGGGGAUCCCUAAGCAUUCUCAGGGCCGCUCUGUUUCUUAGCAGCAGCUGAUGGCAAAGAGCCGAACAAGCAACCUGAUGGUCUGGGAGAUGGCUGACUGGUGGGAGGUGAGGUUCUCUGUUCAAAUAGAGCCGUUCAGCAUCACUGCGACUUUUUAAAAAAAAUCCCGAGACCAGUCAUUUAAACAAAUUUACGUACACAGGUAGUAUCCAGCUCUAAAUCUGAACUUUUCUUUGUGAAAAGUAAGUCCAUUUUCCUAGCAUGUUGCAUCUCUGCGUCUACCCACUAUCACCUAAAAGAACAUGAGAUAGACUUAUCAUGACCCUCACUAAAUUAACUAAACCCACCCUUAUUGAAUUUAAGGGGAAAGUUUUAUUUUUAAAAAUAACUUGAAGAUGUUUUGCACAACAAGUAUAUAUGUUCUCUUAAUUAGGAUGCAUAUUUGUCGAAUUCUGUGGAAGUAAAACUCUUGCAGUCUGGUAGGUUGAUGUUAUGUAACAUUUUCAACAUUAUAGCACUAGCUAUCACAAAAUAAGAAAAUUACUGAGUAUGAGUGUGUUUUACAGACUUUGAGUAUUUCAUGUGUUUUAAUAUUUUUUAGUAGAACUUAAUAAAAAUGUUCAGAUUUACUGUU
This is a messenger RNA of Acinonyx jubatus (cheetah), 6220 nucleotides long. RefSeq names its product STIL centriolar assembly protein (gene STIL). The record is from RefSeq and is a predicted model, not a curated record. Gene Ontology annotation, biological process: smoothened signaling pathway; mitotic spindle organization; centrosome duplication. Lineage: Eukaryota; Metazoa; Chordata; Mammalia; Carnivora; Felidae. The transcript is spliced from 20 exons. Bases 1600 to 5505 code for a protein of 1301 amino acids. Gene Ontology annotation, cellular component: centriole; centrosome.